AUGGUCACCAUUGACAGCCAUGUCGUCCUGAAAUACCAAAACGAGCCAUGCGUCACCAUUCCCCAGUACUUGAUUGUCGAAAGCUCCAGGGCCAAAAAUCCCAGCAGAGCCAGCUUGACCUUCUACGAGCCCUUCAAGAAGUUGCAGGAGCUUCGCAACAAGGCCAUGGAUCGCUAUGCCAACGGCGACGAGGACCAGGGCGACGAGGCCAACCAACUCUUCGAAGACCAGGAUGGGGAACCCCAGAGGCAGCCCAGGCGUCACAGGCUCCAAAACCUCCCAGAAACUAUCAACAUCCACGUGGGGAACACCAUUAUUCCAUGCCUGCUCCCAGAAGAUCGCCGCCGGCCCAAGGCUGCAGACCUGGCAGUGCCACUGGAGAGCAACACCAUCGGUGCCAUCAUCGACCACGUUCGUGCCAAAGUUGAAGAAUUGGAGGCCCACAUGCAGCAGCCCAAGAAGAAGGCCAAGAAGAAGCAUUUUGCUUUUGCCACUUUUGGCCAGCACUCCAAGCUUCUUGCCAUGGCUGGUGUGCCAGAGAAGGUGGUCCAAGAAGUGGAAGCCAUGAUGUCCUCGACUGCUCCAGUGAAUACGAAAGUGGACCAGAUCGUCCAACUUCUAAGGACACAUGGCCUUGCCCACGACCAAGUUCUGACUCCAAGUCAGAUCUUGGUACACCCAGAAAACCGAGGCAAGUCCAUGGUGUCCUACUACGACGUCUGGUCCAAGGGCAGCCAGCCAGGCUUCCUCUCCCUUGCAGGGAGCCACAGUGUGGCCUUUCUCCGCUGCCUCCAGGCGGGCAUCCAAGGACCAGAGGGCUAUCACGUCGCCAUCGCGAAGUCGGACCCAGCAUGGCGAGCGAUCGAGCAAGGAUGGUGCUGGAUCGUGCUGGCAGCAUCCAUUGAAGAAGCCAUGCCACAACUUCCCAACUUUAUUCAGCAUGCUGCCAACUCGUCCAACUCAAUAUCCAAAGCCAUCAACGAGUUGGAGGUUGCCCUCCAUGUGGCCACUGCAUUUGAGAAGGGCUUGAGCCUUCCAGAUGCCAUCCAGCAGGCCAGCCAGGGCGACGUGAGAUGCCGUGCCAGUGUCCCCGCCAUCGCCAAAUUCGUCCAGAACUUCGGCGGCGGCAGCCAGGGGUUUCCACUCCUCCAUUUCCUUGCCAAUUUUGGGAAGCAGUUUAAUGCCACACUUCUGGUGGGAACCGAGCUGAUGUCCACCCUGGUGUCGCUAGAUUUCAAGCAAGCGACGUGCAUCUUUCCCAUGCUUCGUGUGGCGGCAUGGGCUACCAUGUUGACCAGCCCAAAAUCCCAAGACGGGUUCAGCCGCAUCCUAUCCACCAACGAUCUCCAAAAACUGAAGGCACCAGGCAUGCUCGACCAAGUUACCCAAGCCGAAAACAUGCUCCAAGAGGCUUGGAAGGUCCAACAGGAUCUUCUUGUGGAGCAGACCCACCAUGCGUCCCACUUAACCAAAUGCUUUGGUCGAUUUGCAGUCAGAGUUUGUUUGUUCCUCACGAACAAACGAAGGGCAGGCCGGGAAACCAAGCACUGGCAAUCUCUCCAAGCCAUCUUGACUGCCUACACCAAGGAGAUCCAAGACAGCUCGGCUGGCGAUGCCAUUGCGGACCACAGCAUGACUCCAAACAUGCAGGUGACGGAUGUCUUGGCGGCCAGCAACAAGACCAUUGCCAUGCUCCAAAACAACCACAUGGAACUGGGCAAGUUGUACACCGCCAAGGACCACGGUGCCAAGGUGUUCAAGCUGACGGAUGUCACGGACGACCAUGCCACCAUGACUCACAAGCCACUCUUCCAAGAUGAGGAAGAAGUCCAUGUGCCAUUGCAGAAGCUGCCAAUGUGGAAGGCCACCAAGGCCAUGAUGCCGAUGUUGUGCCCCCAGGAUCUUGCCAGGGAAGGAAUGACGGCGAAGCUUCUGUUGGAGGAGCGGGCCAGGUCGGAGGUCCAGCUGGCUCUCCACAGAGCGGCGGAAAAGCACCAUGUGGAUGCCCAGACCAUCGCUUUCGGCCAGAACCCGCAGGGGUUGUUUGCCAUCAAGACAAUUCGCAAAACCAUUCGUUUGGUUCCACUGGGCACGGUGAACAAAGCCAAGUCGACCGCCAAGGAAACGAAGCUCCUCAUCCAGCACGGCGGCCACAGCUGGACCAUUGGGCCGUUCCGCCAGAAUGCGCAGUUCGAAGCAGACAGUGCGUUUUGCUUGAUUCCAUAUUUCUGGUGCAAGCCCACGAGCGAGACCUCCGAGGUCACCAUGGUUCACUCCACGGUCGUCGAGUCUGGGAUUACCAUCCCAUGCUUGGAGAAUCCUGCUCCGCUGGAACAGCACCAGCCGCUUUUGUUCCUGGCGGCCCAUGCCGAAGCUUCCGAAGCAGACCACAGCGAGCCAGAGCCAUCAGAGGCCGAGCCUAAAGCCAAAGCCAAGGCCAAGGCCAAGGCCAAAGAGCAGUCUGAGCCUCCUUCCAAGAGGGCCAAGAAGUGA
Symbiodinium sp. CCMP2592 is the source of this 2493-nucleotide messenger RNA. The record is from the annotation of a GenBank genome assembly. Lineage: Eukaryota; Dinophyceae; Suessiales; Symbiodiniaceae.